Molecule: messenger RNA, 1931 nt
Organism: Lactuca virosa
Lineage: Eukaryota; Viridiplantae; Streptophyta; Magnoliopsida; Asterales; Asteraceae
Source: the annotation of a GenBank genome assembly
GAGAGAAAGUGUCAUCUUUCUCUUUCUCUCUUGUUUUCUAGUGCCUUUGGCCACCCUCAAAAGUGUCUUCUCUCUUGUUGAUUCUUGUAAACCUUUCUAUGCUUCCAUUCAGCAAUCUUGAAAGAAAGAUAGAGAUAAUUGCAUCUUUUCUGUAAAUCGAAAAAGAAAUUCUUGAAAGUUCAAAUCUCAUGAUGAUCAACAUUCAAUUAAAGUUUAACCAUUUUCAAUGGUUAAAAGAAGAAAGGGUGUGUUUUUAAUCAUCAAAAUUCGGAUUUGACCCUUUUUUUCCCUUAUAAAAAUGUAAGAGAUUGCACUUUUCAAGAUUGUGGUAGAAUUCAAGUUUCACCUUUUAUCCGUCGAUGAAAAAGGAAGAAAGAUUUCAUCUGACCAGGUUGUGAAAAGUUCAAGUUUCACCUUUUCUAGUCCAAAGAAAAAGACUGAUUUGCCCUUUUUCAAGAUUGUCAGAAAUUCAAGUCAAUAUCACUGACUGAUUUGCCGUUUUCAACAUUGUCAUACACUUGAUCUCUAUCUUUUCAUCAACACAAACGUUUUGGUGAAAAAACAUAAAGAUUCUUGUAUGUUGGAUCAAGAUUCAUCAUAUUUUCAAUGUCUUCUGAUAUGUUUGAAUUUGAAGAGUGUCUCUUCACCGAUCCUUUCUCUCCUUUGAUUGAUUCUUCCUCCAUUGACAUCCUGAAAGCUUUUCAAGAAAACACUUACAGUUUUAAUCCUCCAUCGUCAACUUUGACCCAUGAAAAUCUUGACACCCCAUUUAAUGAUAUUGACCAAAUUAUCCCUACCAUCCAGUCUUCUUCCCCACCAAGCCACCAGCUCGAAAGUCUCUCUCUUUCCCAAAUGGGCAAUUCAGUAAUUUCCCUAGAUUCAUGUCCUCUCGAGGUCAAAACAGAGAAAAGUCAACUACCCUUUCAUGGUUAUUUUAUCAACAACGAUUCAUUCUUACCUCAUAGUUAUGGUGGGGGUGACAAUGUAAUGAAGAUGAUGCAAAGGAGUUACAGCAGUAUAUCUUUUAAUAAAAGACCAAAUGGUUUUGUUUUUCAACCAAAACUCGAUAGUUUGAUUGAGUCCUCAAAUCUUCAUUCCCAAGUCCUCACAUCACCUGAUCAUGGCUUCUCUUCUAGUCAUAUGAGAAGGGUUUGCAGCACUGGUGAUUUACAAAGCUUGAGACCCAACCAAAGAAGUGAAAGAUUGUCGUCAAGUCCAUUAGCGACAGAAGGGUCGUUAAUGGAGGAAGCAAAUUUCAAAGUAGGGCGUUACAGUCCAGAAGAAAGGAAAGAGAGAAUCUUGAAAUACAAAGCAAAAAGGACGCAAAGAAAUUUUAAUAAAACAAUUAAGUAUGCAUGUCGAAAAACUCUUGCUGAUAAUCGUCCUAGAAUCCGUGGAAGAUUUGCACGUAACGAUGAGCCUGAGGAAACUCCUAAACCCUCAGCUUUUCAUCGAUACCAAGAUGAAGAUGAAUUUUGGAUGGAUGGGUGGCAAGAAGAAGACGAAGAAGGAACAUCAAGAGGCCAUUUUUUCAACACCUACAUGCCCGCCACCCAAAGCCUUCAAUUUAGCUAUUUUGCAAACUGAAAAAACAUAAAUAUUUUUUCCUUUUUAAAUUUUCAAGGGAAUAAUUACUUAGGCUUUUUAAUUUCAAAUUUAGUGAGAAAUUUACAUGGCCGUAAAAACAAAAUAAAACCCCUUUUUGAGCCCAAAAUUUAAAUCAAAAACUUUUUUUUUUCAAGAUUAUUACAUUUUAUAGUCUUUUUAGAAGUUGUGCAAGUUAGAAACUCAGGCGCCGGUCAAAGGCAUUAGAAGCCUGAACACGACCCCAGAGAAAGAGAAAGGGAACCACUUAUUCGUGUAAAGCAUCGUCGUUUUAUUUUUGUAGGUUAUUGUAACACGUAAACAAACUUGUCCUAUAAAAUUCGAGA